AUGGCGAAGAAUGCCGAGAAGAACAACGAGAAGCUUUUCCCCAUAUUCCGCAAGAACCUGGCCGAGGGUGGGAUUGGCGCCUACACGGCGACAGCGGAGAAGCUUGCGCUGUGGCUGAGCAAAGACAAGGCGUAUUAUCCGCAGGCGAGACCAAUUAUUGUGGACCUUCUCGAGGCUGCGUAUUCAGCGGUACGUCGAAAGAAUGAAAAGGGCCUAAUGUCAUACCACGUGUCGAAGGCACCGGACUUGUAUGUUGCACCGUUCAUGAAGAUGGUUCGCACAAUGUCGCCGUUCUACGCGUUCUUCUCGGAGGAGAAACUACAAGCUCGCCUGCGGCCGCUUCUGCUGUGUGCCGGGUUAAACCCAGAUGAGCUUGUCUCAAGGAGCCGGACUGCAAGUGGCUCGAGUGUCAUACCCGUGGAUGCUUCCCUGACGCCUGCACCGGCAGACAAGACCACUCCUGUACGCGUCUCUCCGACUAAUGUUCAGAUGGACAUUUUUUCUGUACCGACGAAUGUCUCUCCUGUCCCUGUCGAUGCUUCCCCUGCACCGGCGAACGUCCCUCCGGCUUUUGCAUCUGUGCAUGGCACUUUGACUCCUACUCCGGUGAACGCGACCCUCAAAAUCAAGCCGAAAUUGAGGAAACGGUUCGCGCUCAACUACCUCCAGGCCGAUUUGGAGGAAUACGACGAGCACCGGAUGGACUCGAGCUGCGCUUCAUCGAGUCGGGAGCAGGUUGGUAAAGCUACACCCGAGCCUGUAACGGAACCAGCCAAGCAGUCCGGUCGCUCUGCUUCUGCCACCACAACAUCACCAACUAGCGAGCGAGGUGGAGCGGCUGCCAUCAAUGAACCCAGGGAUGUGACCAUGGCAGAAAGGUGCAGUACUCCUACAGCUACGGUUUCGGUGGCCACUGCUUCUUCGCCCUUGGAGGCUGUACAGACGAAAUCUGCAUCUGCAGAGACUGUCGAUUCAGGCGGUCCGCAGGUGAAAUCCGACGUGCAGGUUUCACCCACUUGGCCCGCGAGUCCGGAGGUUCCAGUCACAUCUCCUGGAACCGCCACGGGUGUGUCGAAUGUGGGGACUUUGACCACUGCCAUGAUGAACACCAGCACGGAGAGCGACGGUCCCACACCCACACAAUCAAGUCCUGCGCGUGAAAUCCUCCAACCCUCGACUGCCCCCGCAACUGUCUCCCCUCGGCGGGCCUUCAGGAUGGGCAAGAAGCCACGGAGAGGGCCUCCUGGCUUCAAGACGCUCCCUGUGCUCGUGCAGAACCCGAAUGGCACGGUAACCGCCGUCGGGCACACCGGUCCUCCAGGCGCGAGUGCUAGCCCUAGUAAAUCACCCGUGGCCCCUGGCAGUCCAUCUGCUGAAGUGCAAGCGGCUGAUGGGUUGCCAGACAAGCAACGGAAGGGGAAGCAGCGUGCUUCGGAACCUCUGGGUACGCUACCACCACCUGGUCAUGCAGAACGGAACGAGCCAACGACUACAGAUACUGAAUCGCAUCGUCGUGCGCCAACGCUGUUGCUGCCAUUUGGAGGAGUUGGCACUUCGAGCCGAGUGGAACUCCCUGCCUUACUUGAAUCCGAAAUGGACAUCUCGCAGAGCGUUUCGGUUGAUCGGUCAAGACAUGUUUCCGAGCAACCCGUAAAGCACGCCGAGGUAACGGAGAACCCUCUUACCGUGAAAAGCUCGGACCCUAAUGUUGAAGCUACGCUUGAAUGGAACGAGCAGUCUAUGGAGAUGGAUGUGGCACCGAGCACUGUGCCAGAACCCACGGCGGAGACGCCGCAAGGCACUGCCGGAGCCGCUGGAGAAGAAUCGAUGACUUCUGCGGUUCUGGGACCAUCGGCAGGUGUUGCUUCGUCGGAUGAGAAGGCCAGUGUGGAUGGGUCCCAGACCCAGCCUGACGGUGUUGUAGGUGCAGCUGAGGAUAACUCUCCGCAGGUCCACCACAAAUCGGACGCGGACGAUAUUUCUCACAUGGGUGUUGAUGUGUAUCAUCGACCCGCCGAACCAUUUGCGGUCGCGAGAUCCCUAGAGACUGUCGCUAUCGCAGCGACGGACGGUGCCGCUGGCGAUGCAAGGGAUGUCACGGCGGAAGGCGCGCACGCCGACGCUCAGCCAGAUGAACAAGGUAGUAGUCCAUCUGACGAACAGGUGAUUUCUCGAAAUGGGACGGACAAAUCUACAUCGUCGAAGGCGGCGUCAACCGCCAAGAUACAAGCGGAGGCAUCGCCUGGUGUUGCUGGGAGCUCUGAACCUACCAUCAGAGAUAUCCCCACAGAGGGCAUGGAGUACAUCUCUGUCCCGGGGACGACGCCGAUCCUCCACGCGGGCCUCAACGGCACUCCAGCUCCCUACGUCCCUGGGGACGCUGUCGCGACUGCGCAUGUAGAGACGACUAAACAAGCAGGUGUACUCGCUAGGAGAAAGCGACCGCGGUCACCUUCCGCGUGUGCUUCUGACGUUGAGCGACCGCGACGGAAGUCAAGGACGAUAUCUCCAGUAAGAUCGGUGGCUGCAGAACCCAGCGCCCUUGGUGGGAACGAAUUAAGCGCUGACGCCACAUCCUAUUCGAUCGCCACCACUGCUAUGGACGUCGACCACAAAACAGUUACUAUUCCGGAUGAGCUUGCCUUAUCAAAUGGCGAUGUCGAGCCAGCGGAAGCCGUUCGCGAGGACGCGCAUGUUCAGGCUAUUGUGCCAUCUGGAAGACAGGACUCAGCUAUGUCUUUGGAGAAAAGGGAAGUAAGGCCCACUGCCAAGCCGGAGGAAUCAUCCUCAAUAUCCAUACCGCCAGCAAUCGCGAAGAUGAUGGACGAAGUACCCUCCCACUCUCCGGAGAACGCGGCACCUGUCUUCGACUCGACUUCUAACGUAAUCGUUUUGAACUGUUCCCGUGGGUCAUCACCGCGAAACCUCAAUCUCGAAUUUCAGAUUGAUGGUGAAGAAGCUGCUGAACUUUCCCGAUGGAAGGGGCGUUAUCAGACGAAAGACGAUGUUUCGACGACCAAGUGCUUGUCUCUAACUUGCUAUCAAUUCUCCGAGCAUCUAGCUCCAAUAGGAGGCGACUCAGUGCCGAAUUUUGAACAAAUGGUUGUUGGAGCAACGCCGUCUCUUUGGCCACGCGACGGUCGGCUUUGGGCCGAACUGGACAAUGGAGUGACACGAAAGUCACUACCCCUGUCGCCCCCAUUUAUGCUCAGGUCGGACUUUCUCAUUGAUCUCAGUGGAUUGGCGAAGCCGGGAAAGAACACGCUUUGCCUUCACCAGCUUGGCGACUACUCUGAUUAUGUCUUCGUACUCCAUCUGCACAGUCCCACUGCACACCAGCUUGCGGAGCUCAAGCAGCGCCGGGAUCGCGAUGAAGAAUGGUAUUCGUAUCUCCGCAGUUUCCGCAAUAUUCUUGAACUCCCUAGAUUUCGCUGGCCCGACGAAAUCUCUCCUACAACUACUUAG
Molecule: messenger RNA, 3465 nt
Organism: Sparassis crispa
Lineage: Eukaryota; Fungi; Basidiomycota; Agaricomycetes; Polyporales; Sparassidaceae
Exons: 8
Coding region: 1-3465 (1154 amino acids)
Source: RefSeq, a predicted model, not a curated record